Molecule: messenger RNA, 570 nt
Organism: Meloidogyne enterolobii
Lineage: Eukaryota; Metazoa; Nematoda; Chromadorea; Rhabditida; Meloidogynidae
Source: the annotation of a GenBank genome assembly
UAUUUUCUAAUUAAAAUGGAAAAUAACAAUUCAAAAAAUAAUUCUCAAAUAAAAUUAGCAGUUUACAAUUUUGAGGAGCGCCUAAGAAUUUUCCACAUUGGAGUACUUGUUCGGGGAAAAGAAUUUCAUUUUGGUGUAAAAAGAGGUGUUCAUGUAUGUCCACAACGAAAUAAUGGAAAGAAAUUUUUUGUAUUAAUUAAUCGUUUAUUUCCAAGGAAAAUGGAGUUUCUAAGAUAUGUUGAUAUCCUUAUUGAUGGUGUUCCAUUAUCUACUUCACUUUCUAUGGAUCAAAUUUUAAAUAUAAAAACAAAUUUAGAAAAAUAUCGUUUUGGCCCAAAUACAUACAAUUUAUUUAAAAAUAAUUGUAUAGACUUUGCCUAUACUUUUCUUUGCUGUAUCGCAUCAAAUGGAGAAUUAUUAAAUAAAAAUAAUUUACCAAAUGAAAUUAGACAACCAUGGAUUACUGAACCUUUUAGAAAAUUAAAUAAAAAUGUUAUAAAAUAUUUAAAAAAAAAGAAGAAUGUUUAUCGUUUGAAUACUCAAGAAAAUAUGAUUUUAAAUUCAAUUUGA